Leopardus geoffroyi (Geoffroy's cat) is the source of this 1753-nucleotide messenger RNA. RefSeq names its product palmitoyl-protein thioesterase 2 (gene PPT2). NCBI's taxonomy places the organism in Eukaryota, Metazoa, Chordata, Mammalia, Carnivora, Felidae. Gene Ontology annotation, molecular function: palmitoyl hydrolase activity; thiolester hydrolase activity. The record is from RefSeq and is a predicted model, not a curated record. The transcript has 9 exons. The coding region runs from base 154 to 1083 and encodes 309 amino acids. Gene Ontology annotation, cellular component: lysosome.
GCCCCAGGGGCCCUCCGCCCCUUGGAGGUGGGUCGUGUACCAGGAGUGGAGUAGAGUAGGCCAGGAGAAACUGGGCCAGGCUGCACUUUUAGCUCGAGGGGCCUCGAGGACUCUUCGCGUCUCUGGAGACAAGGGCACUACACGCACUUCAUAAUGAAGAGUUGCGGGAGCAUGCUGGGGCUCAGGGGGCUGCGGCUGCCCCCGGCGGGGAUCCUGCUCCUGUUGCCGUUCCUGCCGCUGCUGCUGCUGCCCGCAGCCCCCGCGCCCCAUCGCGCUCCCUACAAGCCGGUCAUCGUGGUGCACGGGCUCUUUGACAGCUCGUACAGCUUCCGCCACCUGCUGGAAUAUAUCAACGAGACACACCCCGGGACUGUGGUGACAGUGCUCGAUCUCUUCGAUGGGAGAGAGAGCUUGCGACCCUUGUGGGAACAGGUGCAAGGGUUCGGAGAGGCUGUGGCCCCCAUCAUGGCAAAGGCCCCUCAAGGGGUGCAUCUCGUCUGCUACUCGCAGGGGGGCCUGGUGUGCCGGGCGCUGCUCUCUGUCAUGGAUGAGCACAAUGUGGAUUCUUUCAUCUCUCUCUCCUCUCCACAAAUGGGACAGUAUGGAGAUACAGACUAUUUGAAGUGGCUCUUCCCUACCUCCAUGAGGUCUAACCUCUAUCGGAUCUGCUAUAGCCCCUGGGGCCAGGAAUUCUCCAUCUGCAACUACUGGCACGACCCCCACCACGAUGACUUGUACCUCAACGCCAGCAGCUUUCUGGCCCUGAUCAAUGGGGAAAGAGAUCAUCCCAAUGCCACUGCAUGGAGGAAGAACUUUCUUCGUGUGGGCCGCCUGGUGCUGAUUGGGGGCCCUGAUGAUGGUGUUAUUACCCCCUGGCAGUCCAGCUUCUUUGGUUUCUAUGAUGCAAAUGAGACGGUCUUGGAGAUGGAGGAGCAACCGGUUUAUCUGCGGGAUUCUUUUGGGUUGAAGACUCUCUUGGCUCGGGGAGCCAUAGUGAGGUGUCCGAUGGCUGGGAUCUCCCAUACGGCCUGGCACUCCAACCGUACCCUUUAUGAGACCUGCAUUGAACCUUGGCUCUCCUGAGGAUGUCCUCAGGGAUCCCUCAGGAACUUCCCAGCCCAGAGACCAAGCGGUGGCCUUGGAAAGCAGAUGUCAGCUCCGGUGUGCCUGCAACCACCCCAUUGCUCCCACACUGCCCCCACCAACCAGGGCUCCCAGGACUCCCUUCCUGUGCUCCUCUGUAGAUGACAAAUCCUGGUCUCCCCCCACCUCAUGUUUGGGGUUUGCUCCAUGCUCUCUCACUCUCCCGAGGCCGAGGCCGAGGUCGGGAAGAGAGAAACCAGGUUUUUAUCUCGUGGCUGCUCCUGCUGCUGUGGCUGCUCUGUCUCUGGCUGUAUAGGAGAACCCAGCCCCUGCCCACUACAGGGGUCUCCUUCUAGGCCACUCAGGACAUUUUUAGCUCCUGUUCUCCCCAUGUUCCCUUUUUCUCAGCCCUCCCAACUCCCAGGAAGGACUACCCAUGAGAGUGGGGUUCUGAGGCUCCCCUAUGGGGACAGUUCCGUUCUUGAAAUGUCAGUGUUGGGGAAUAUCUAUGGCCUGUGAGGCCCAUCUCAGGUUUGGGGAUCCCCCAGUCCCUCUGUUCAGUGUUGGGGUACCCCCUGGGAGCCUAGUGUCUUUGAGGCCCCAGCCCCUUUUAGCUAUCAUUGAAUGGGUGUUAACCCUGUAUUUAUGGAAAUAAAAGUCCAUUUCCUCA